UUCAUGAAGGUAAAUUCAAAACUUUAAUAGUAUUGGAAUAAGAUGCCAGCAAUUUAUUUCGAUAGUCUAUUGACGCUCAAAUUUUGGCUAAUCGGAGUUCUUAGCCCCUUUAAAGCAUUUAGAGCCUAUUCAAAUUUCCAUUAAGGAGUCUUCCAUUUGUUUUUAAUAAUAUUAUGAAGCGAGUCGUAAAUGUCUAAACCUCUUUUUAUGAUAUAUCAUUCUUAUCAAAUUUCUAACUAUGCUUAAAUCUUUCGUCCAAACUUAGCGGCUGGCAUUGUCAAAGACAAAGAAAUAUCUCACAAAAAUAGUGAAAUUUAUCAUCUUAAACAAUCACAGUCACAGGCUCUUUGUUGCUGCCAAUGUUCUCCUAGUAACAAAUAUAUGCGGAAUGGAAUCCUCCAUAACUGUAUUAUAGAGGAGUGAAUUAUCAACUUUGCUAUUUCAUGAUGGACUUCACAGCCCGAGUCUCUGUCUCAGACUGUCUUUUGAGGUCAUAAAAAAGUCCGUAUUUUUAAACUCUGAUACUAGUCAUCUUUAGAAAGUUAGAUAAUUCAUGACUUCAACAGCUGCUCGGGAGCAUGCUUCUAUGAAAAUUUAAUAUUAUUUGAAGCAUCUAUUUUGCUCUAGAGAGAACUCUGAGCAAAUAAACAAUGACUAAAGGUCUUUCUUAAGUCAUUAAUAGAGGUUGAAAUGCUCGUGGACGAGUUUGAAAUCAUAAGUUCAUACAUUACCACUGUCAAAUGACCUUCUGUUAAAUAUUUAAGUUCAAAGAUAAAAGAUUUAAUAAAAAAUUUUAACAUGGAUUUAUACCAUAAUCAAAGUUGGAAAACUCAUGCUUUCAAACCAGUGUGGGGAUACUCACAAAUUAUUAAAGAAUGUGCCACUCUCUAUUGUUGCUGUCCAUCUAUGGCAGAGAUGGUCCCAUACUUGCAAGCCUAUUGUACUUGUCAAAACCUGUGAUCUUGCUCAGCUCACGCUGUUGAGGAUGAUAACGAGGCCAACAUUGACAACAGACCUCAAGCUGAUGCUCCCAGUUGUGAACAGAAGCAAGCUGAAAAAGUGAUCACCGAUAUUCAGCAAGAUAAGGAGAGCCUGAACUUAGUUGACAAACCUGUCACUCAGAACAGCGACCACCCUCAAAUGGACAAGGAUGUAGAUAAAGAAGAAAGUAAAGUCCCUGCUGCCACAAGAAUCUCCAGCAACCGCAGAAGACGUUCUUCAAGACUCGACAUCAGAGCCAGGCUCAUCAGACUCAGAACAAAGAUCCAGAAUGGGCGGGUCACUGGGUUUCAGAGCUCCAGAAAGAAGACCAGAGGAACUACUGAUACAAGCCUAGGAAGGAGGUCUCAGUACAUUGGAGUGUCCAAAAACAAUGCCAACUGGCAAGCCCUCAUCAACCAAAGAAACACUAAGAAAUAUAUCGGAACUUUCACCGAUGAACUCGAAGCUGCCAGGACCUACGACCUGUACGCAAUGGCAAUGCAGGGCCAGAAAGCCUGCCUGAACUUCAGCUACUCUGCUCAAGAAGUGGAGGAGAUGGUGGACUACUUCAUUGCUUACAAGGCUGUGGACAUGGCAGCUUUCGAGACAGCUUCUAACUAGAUCGUUUACCUAAUACAAAGUUUUCAUAA
Messenger RNA from Moneuplotes crassus, 1631 nucleotides. NCBI's taxonomy places the organism in Eukaryota, Ciliophora, Spirotrichea, Euplotida, Euplotidae. The record is from the annotation of a GenBank genome assembly.